This is a messenger RNA of Debaryomyces hansenii CBS767, 2043 nucleotides long. Its product is annotated as ABC-F family ATP-binding cassette domain-containing protein. The transcript has a single exon. Gene Ontology annotation, molecular function: ATP hydrolysis activity; ATP binding. Bases 1 to 2043 code for a protein of 680 amino acids. The record is from RefSeq and is a predicted model, not a curated record. NCBI's taxonomy places the organism in Eukaryota, Fungi, Ascomycota, Pichiomycetes, Serinales, Debaryomycetaceae.
AUGCCUAAGAGGCCAAAGAACCUGAAAGGCUCUAAAUGUGCAAAGAAUACUAUAGUUGCAACUAGUCAAGUUUCAAGAUUUCAUAGCGAGACGUUGGAGACCCUCUUUAAUAACGUUGAUCUUAAACAAGUGAAUAUAUCAGUAGGCGACAGAGAUUUAAUAGUCGAUACGGAUUUGCAAUUGUUUGCGGGCAUACAUUACGGAUUGGUUGGAGGCAAUGGUACAGGAAAAACAACGCUAUUAAAAUGCAUUGGAAACAAAAUAAUUACGGGAUUUCCCUCUAAUAUCAGAAGUUUGUAUGUGGAACAAUUAGUAAGUGGUCUCGAAUUAGAACUUACUGUUAUCGAAGCAGUUAUAAAUUCUGAUAAAGAAAGGACAAAUCUUGUGCGAUGUGCUAAGGCUCUUGAAGAGGCAUUAGGGUCUGGUGAUGAUACCGAAAUUGCUCAAUGUUUUCACAAAAUUCAACUUGAUAAUCAAAAAAGAGAGUUCGAGGAUGCACAAAAGACCGCUAUGGAACGAAGUGGGGCGCGAGGAGCAGUUGCACGGAAGAUAUUGAACAAUAAGGAGGAUGAAUUACGUCAGAUUGAAAAACUAGCUUUGGAGGAACCUAACGGUUCGCAUAAGAUCAAAUUAGUGGAGAUGGUUCAAGACCUUUUAAAUGAAAUGAAUGAAAAAUUGGCAAUAUAUGAUAACGAGGAAGUUAUCGUCAGUAAUGUCCAUGCGAUUUUAUCGGGUCUCGGAUUUACUAAUGAAAUGCAAGGUGGACGCUUGAAAGAUCUUUCUGGCGGAUGGAGGGUUAGAGUUUCGUUGGCCUCGGCCUUGCUUAUAAAGCCUGAUGUUUUACUAUUAGAUGAACCAACUAACCAUUUAGAUUUGCCAGCUAUUCUUUGGUUACAAAAGUACCUCGCUGGUUUAGAUAACACUACGAUAUUAUUAGUGUCUCAUGAUAGGGCUUUCCUCAAUGCAACAAUUGAUGAGGUUAUUGUGCUAAAAAAUAAAUCACUAGUAUAUUAUAAGGGGAAUUACGAUGAAUAUUUGGAAAAUUACGAGGAAAGACAAGCGCAUCUAAAAACGGUGGCCAACGCUAUCGACAAAAAAAAGACAGCAGCCCAAAAAAGUAUGGAAAAAGGUGCUGCCACUGCUCGUAAGAGUGGUGACGACAAAAAGUUGGCUGUCAUUGCUUCGAAAAAGAAAAAAAUGGAUCGUUUGGGGAUGGAAGUAAAUAGUAAGGGUCAUAGAUUCAAGUUAAAUAGAGAUCGUCCGGGUUACCAUGAAGCUAUCAGAGAUGAUGUUGAAGUAGAGGGGAAAGAAGUAAUCCAGAAAUGGCGGAUUGGAGAUCCUUCGCCCCUAAGGUACCAAGGCGACUUGAUAAAAUUAGAUGAUGUUUCGUUUCGAUAUAAUAAUCGUCAAAAAUUAAUUUUAACUAAAGUUUCCCUAGGAGUUUCUCAAAGAGCACGCAUUGCAAUUCUUGGAGCUAAUGGUUAUGGUAAGUCUACUCUAAUGAAAAUUCUUACUGGUGACUUAUUGCCGACCUCGGGUGUAGUACAAUGGCCCGGGAACGCUAAGAUUAGUCUCUUCUCCCAACAUAAUGCAGAAGAAGUUUUGAAUUCUUGUACACCUGAGACCACUCCAGUUUCACUUUUGCUAAACAAAUGUCCCAACAAGAAAGAAAGUGACGCCCGUGCACAUUUAGGUGGAUUUGGGAUCAGAGGUAAUGUUUCUAUUAGUUCUUUAGAUGUCCUUAGCGGCGGUGAACUUGCUCGUGUCGCUUUGGCUCUCCAUAUAUUUGAUUCUGUUCCUCAUGUUCUUUUCCUCGAUGAACCAACUAACCAUUUAGAUAUAUUAUCGGUAGAUUCGUUAAUUGGGGCGCUACUGAACUAUAAUGGUGCCUUGGUGAUCUCUUCGCACGACCAAUACUUUAUAUCUCACAUUGCAAGAGAAAUAUAUACCAUUGAAAAGUCCAAAUUGAAAUACUUAGAUGGUGGAAUUCAACAGUACAUUAAUUCUGUAUCCAAAACAAAAAAAAUUCAGCGUAAAAGUUGA